Molecule: messenger RNA, 3161 nt
Organism: Phyllostomus discolor (pale spear-nosed bat)
Lineage: Eukaryota; Metazoa; Chordata; Mammalia; Chiroptera; Phyllostomidae
Product: butyrophilin-like protein 1
Exons: 9
Coding region: 125-1663 (512 amino acids)
Biological process (GO): regulation of cytokine production; T cell receptor signaling pathway
Cellular component (GO): external side of plasma membrane
Molecular function (GO): signaling receptor binding
Source: RefSeq, a predicted model, not a curated record
CAGGGGAUGUUUUUUCUAAGCCUAUUCGUUCCCUCUGCCCUUUUCUAACCUUCCCCCACAGAGCACCUGGGUAGGAGUGAAGAUACUGUGCUCCCAGCAAGCUCCGCCUCCUGCCCUGAAGAAGAUGGUGGGUUUUUCUGCCUGUUCUGCUGGCUUUCUCCUCCCUCUCCUCCUCCUCCAGCUGCCCACAUGGUGCUCAGCAGCAUCUCAGUUUUCUGUGAAGGGACCGGCUGAACCCAUCAUGGCCCUGCUGGGGGCGGAUGCCACUCUGCCCUGCCAGCUGUCCCCUGAGCAGAGUGCAGCCCACAUGCACAUCCGGUGGUACCGAGCCCAGCUCUCCCCUGCUGUGCUUGUGCACCAGGACGGACAGGAACAUGAUGGAGAACAAAUGCCGGAGUACCGUGGCAGGGCGGAGCUGGUGGCGGACUCCAUGGACAAGGGGGCUGUGGCCCUGCUGAUACGCCACGUCCGUGCUGCUGACAAUGGCCAGUACCGUUGUUAUUUUAAAGAUGGUCCCAUCUCCCAGGAGGCCACUGUGGAGCUGCACGUUAUAGGCUUGGGCUCUGCCCCUCACAUUCACAUGACGGGGCCUGAGGAUGGCGGGAUUCAAGUGCUGUGUUCCUCAGGCGGCUGGUUCCCAAAACCCAGGCUGCAGUGGAGUGACACUGGGGGAGUGAAGCUCCCAUCCCUCUCUGAGUCUCAGACCCAGGAUGGAGAUGGGCUCUUCUACAUGGAGGCAUCACUUGUGGUCACAGACAGUUCUCUGGGCAAUGUGACCUGCUCCAUCCAGAAUCCCCUCUCUGGGCAGGAGAAAGUGGCCACCAUCUUCCUCCCAGAGCCCUUCUUCCCCAAGAUGUGUCCGUGGAAGGCAGCCCUGGCUGGAACACUCCCUGUGCUGGCGCUCCUCCUCACUGGGAUCAGCUACACUGGCUGGCGAGAACAUCAAGCCAAAGAGAGAGAAGUGGAGAAGAGGAAGAAAGAAUCUCAAGAAAGAGAUCAGAUGAAGAGUGAAAAAGAAAAGGCACUUAAUGACAAUGCAAAUCUCACAGCAGAGCUCGGAAGGAGAAAGAAGCUGUACGCAGCAGAUUGGAAGAAGGCCCUGCUAUAUCCUGACUGGAGGAAGGAGCAGUUCGAGCUUGCCCCUGUGACUCUGAAUCAUAAACAUUUUUGCCAGAACAAUUCUGACCCAGAGAGAAAAGAGAACUUGGGAGAGGAAACACAGGAUCUCUGUCUUAGCAAAAACCAAGGAGACCAAAACCUUAUCAUGCUUAAUACGGAAGGCUUCACUUCACGGAGAUACUAUUGGGAGGUGGACAUUGAGGACACCUGUGACUGGACUCUAGGCAUUUAUGAAAAGCCCAAAGACAGCAGUGGAUUACUCCAAGACCCACGAAGGGAGAAAUUCAGAGUCUUGGAGAAGCAGGGAUGUGAAUACAGGGCUCUCACCUGUUGCCUCCAAGACAUUUCUCUAGAAGAGCCUCUCCAGAUAGAAGUGUGUCCAAAAAAGAUUGUGAUUUUCUUGGAUUAUGAAGAUAAUGACAUUUCUUUCUACAACAUGACUGAUGGUGCCCAUAUUUUUUCCUUCACCCAGGCUGGAUUCUCUGGGUCACUGUAUCCUUACUUCAAACUGAAGUCCAUGGAGCUUUCUCCAUCUGCUCAAUAGUGAACAACUUAGAGGAAAAUCCUAGACCAUGGAGGCAGGAGCCCAUGAAUGCUCCGAGAGCACUGCUGGGACUCCAGUCCUGUUGGCCAGCCUCAAGCCCACUGAUUUUGAGGCCUCUUUGCCUAAGGCCUUGUAAGUCUGCAUGACCGGAGCUUCUGACCACAUCAAGCAGUGUUUCUUAAACAAUCUGCAGAGAAGAGUCAUUUUUGGUUAUUGUUAUAAGUAUAUUAUUUCUUGAUUUAUAUAUAAUAUAUCACAGACUGAUCAUUUUCUAAAAUAAAUUACUGAAAAAUGAAGUGAAUAAAAAACAAAAAUGCAAAGAUGCAAGUGGUAAUUAUUAGUAGAUUCAAUGUACCUAAAUUUAAUCUGUCAAUUUGCUCUAAAAGUUUUAUGAUACUUUGUGUCUGUAUUUGUCUCAUAAGCAGCCAGCAAAAACAGUUUAUACAGAGGCACUUGUUCGUGGACCCCACCUGAGUAGCUGUACUACUGCAGUAUUCAAAGAAUCAAAUUUUAUAUAAACCUCCUCACAUCUCUUAAUUUCAACACAGAAUAAAAAUGACAGAGUGCACUUGCAAAUGUUGAAGGGACAAGUUAAACUAUAAUUUUAUAACAAGCUAAUCUAUAUCUGAAAUGCAAGAAUAAUUUAAGGAAAGAAAAAGUAUCAGUCACAAUCUAAUUCCAAUGAAUGUAAUGAUGUCAACAUGUGGAAGGCAGGAAAAACAGAAUGAAGUCAGAGCAUGGUGAGCGCUAAGGUGCUUGCCUUGUUGAGGGAAGAGAGAGAUUGCCUUGUUUGAGAUAUUAACAAGGAAAGUGGCUACUUUGUACUUUUAGGAAUUCUCAGUGUGUCCACCCAUAGAAGUAAAGAAAGGCCUUUCUCCCUCUAAUCACACUACAUAUUACGUUCGAAUAGAAUGAAAUGGUCAGAGGAAACAGUACCCCAUGUUCAGAUGGGUGAGAAGAGAAUGUGCUCUCACCAACCAGACUGGGAAACUUACAAAUUCUGUGGGCACAGGGUAGAGGACCCAGAGAAGUCUUGUCCCAGGAACAGGGAAUAAUUAUUGGCACUGGACUAAAAAUUGAUCUGAUACCAAUUAACAAAUCUUAAAAGCAAGACUCAGAAGGGUCAAGUUGCUUGCAAGAAUCUUUACCUUCAUCCCAGAAAAAGCUCAAAUUCACAGUGUCUGACAUCCAAUAAAAAAUUACCAAGAGUGGAAAGAAUCAGGAAAAUACAACUCAUAAUUAACAGAAAAUCAAUAAAUUAAAAUUAACACAGAACUGAUGUAGGUGUUAAAAGACAAGGACAUUGCAACAGAAGCUAUAACUGUAUUUCAGAUGUUCAAAAGGUCCCUAGAGCUAUGCAUUUAGAAGAAAGACCCAAACUGAGCUUCUGGAAAGAGGAACAGCAGCAUGUGAGAUAAAAACUACAUUGGAUAGGAUUAACGGCAGGCAAGCCAUUAUAAAAGUAAAUUAUUAGUGAACUUGAAGACAUACAAAUAAA